CCACGCUGCAGCGGUAUAACCGUGCGGCCAGCGCGCGCAUCUUUCCCCGAGCUGACGAUGGCUGCAGCCUCCUUUAUAACCUCUUUGGUCACCCGACUGCUCCGGUCCGCGCAGAGUGGCCGCCUCCAUCAAUGCCCUUUCCACCUCUCGGCAGUGCGAAAUGAAGCUGUUAUCAUUUCUGGAAGGAAACUUGCUGAGCAGAUCAAGCAGGAAGUGCGGCAGGAGGUGGAAGAGUGGGUGGCGUCAGGCAACAAGCGGCCACACCUGAGCGUGGUUCUGGUUGGCGAGAACCCUGCAAGUCAGUCCUAUGUCCUCAACAAAACCAGAGCAGCUGCCAGUGUGGGAAUCAACAGUGAGACCAUUCUGAAACCAGCUUCAAUUUCAGAGGAAGAACUGUUGAAUUUAAUCAAUAAACUAAAUAAUGAUGAUAAUGUAGACGGCCUCCUUGUUCAGCUGCCUCUUCCAGAGCACAUUGAUGAGAGAAAGGUCUGCAAUGCUGUUUCUCCAGACAAAGAUGUUGAUGGCUUUCAUGUAAUUAAUGUAGGGCGAAUGUGUUUGGACCAGUGUUCCAUGUUACCAGCUACUCCAUGGGGUGUGUGGGAAAUAAUUAAGCGAACUGGCAUUCCAACCCUAGGGAAGAAUGUGGUUGUGGCCGGAAGGUCAAAAAAUGUUGGCAUGCCCAUUGCAAUGUUGCUGCACACAGAUGGGGCCCAUGAACGGCCCGGAGGCGAUGCCACUGUCACGAUAUCUCAUCGCUACACUCCUAAGGAGGAGCUAAAGAAACACACAGCUCUUGCAGAUAUUGUGAUCUCCGCUGCAGGUAUUCCAAAUCUGAUCACAGCAGAUAUGAUCAAGGAAGGAGCAGCUGUCAUUGAUGUGGGAAUAAAUAGAAUUCAAGAUCCCAUAACUGCUAAACCCAAGUUGGUUGGAGAUGUAGAUUUUGAAGGAGUCAAGAAGAAAGCAGGUUACAUCACUCCAGUCCCUGGGGGUGUUGGUCCCAUGACUGUGGCAAUGCUGAUGAAGAAUACCAUUAUUGCUGCAAAAAAAGUGCUGAGGCUCGAAGAACAGGAAGUACUGAAGUCUAAGGAACUUGGAGUAGCAAGUAAUUAACUAUUGUGUCUUCUGUGUCAUGAACAGCACUCCAAGCCAGUUCAAGAGGAAAACCAGGUCAAUAGAAAUGCAGUAUUUUUUCUUUACUUACAUGGCUUUAAAUAAUGCUUUGUAUUUAUUGUAAGCUUAAAUGAGUGUGUUUUUGCACACGUAGCUCUGCGAUAACCUACCAGGGAGCAUGCCACUGUCGUGCUGGUCAUGUGAUCCAACCAAGAGAAACAUUACCCUAGAGAUUAACAGGGAGGACCCUGUCCCCCUGAGAAUGGCUGCUUAACUUUGUCAGGCCUCUUCAGUUGAAAUUUGUCUUCUUUAGAAAGGCAGCUGUGCUCACCAUUAUACCACCAAUGCUGCCCAGGCUUGGCUUUUCUACGAUUGCAUUUCCCAAGUGCUAUUCCAAUAAUGAGUUGAUACUCACUUUAGGUUCCAAGCCUUUUGAGUUCAACUGGUCAAACCAAAGGAAAAAUGUUACUAGAGAAAAUUAGGGAAAAGUUAAAGAAGAAAGAAAUGGUAAUUGAGUAGAAAAAAAUUUACCCUAAUUUAUAUAUGUAUUGAUGAUAAAGAAGGAAAACUGCAUGUUGAUAGUCUCCCUAUCAUUUUGUGACUCAGUCAUUGGGAAGAUGUCUGGGGUUUUCCCAUUUGCUAUUGGCCCUUGUUUUAUGUUCAUUACCACUUGGAGUCUCCCCAUUUUACUUUUCUAGGAUUGAAAGGCUUAUUUUAUAAAUUAUUCGUGUGUGUUGUCAUAUUUGACUUUUCCUAUAUCCUCAAACUUCACUGUCAAAUUUUUAUACUGUUAGAAGUGUCUGUAUGGUUUCUUUAGCGUAUCUUGAAACCUAUUUUUGGAAAACAUAACUUGGGCUUGAUAAUCAUUAGGGCAGCUAUAUAUAAGUAUGGAACUUACUUUUCCACCAAAGAACUGUCAACAGCUGGCAGCUUUUCUCUGCUGCACCUGUUGGCUUUCCUUGAUCAAUUUUUGACAGAGUUAAUACUGAAUUUAAUCAGACUUUAUUAAGGGACUUUUUUGCAUCAUUUUGAUUUUUUAAAUAAAACACUUCUGACUUGAUAUGGAAUGAGUUUCUGAAAUACUUCAUCUUUCUGCUACUAUCUUCUUGUGACCUAAUUUUUCUCAUUGGAUGUAAUCAAUUUAAAUAUUCCUGUAUUUGGUAACAUCCAAUCUUAUGCCUUUAACAAAUUGGUUUAAAGAGCUGUGGAGAAAGCAGCCUAGUCCUUUUAAUUGUACAUCCCAAGCCAGAAGUUUCAUCUGUAAGAUUCAUUUCAGUGGUUAGUCUUGUUCUGAGUAUUUUAAACCAUAUGUUCAAUUUACACAGGACUUCUUGAUGUGUUUUGCCAAAUCUCCCCCUCCUCCACAUUAUAUAUAUAAAUUUU
This is a messenger RNA of Bubalus bubalis (water buffalo), 2493 nucleotides long. It is a transcript of the gene MTHFD2, whose product is annotated as methylenetetrahydrofolate dehydrogenase (NADP+ dependent) 2, methenyltetrahydrofolate cyclohydrolase. The transcript has 8 exons. Bases 58 to 1110 code for a protein of 350 amino acids. Gene Ontology annotation, cellular component: mitochondrion. The record is from RefSeq and is a predicted model, not a curated record. Gene Ontology annotation, biological process: tetrahydrofolate interconversion. Gene Ontology annotation, molecular function: methylenetetrahydrofolate dehydrogenase (NADP+) activity; methylenetetrahydrofolate dehydrogenase (NAD+) activity; methenyltetrahydrofolate cyclohydrolase activity. NCBI's taxonomy places the organism in Eukaryota, Metazoa, Chordata, Mammalia, Artiodactyla, Bovidae.